Saimiri boliviensis boliviensis (Bolivian squirrel monkey) is the source of this 3332-nucleotide messenger RNA. The record is from RefSeq and is a predicted model, not a curated record. Lineage: Eukaryota; Metazoa; Chordata; Mammalia; Primates; Cebidae.
UUGCCAAGGAUGCAGAAGGAAAUGAAGAUGAUCAAAGAUGAGGAUGUGCAUUUCAACUUGGCUGUGAAGAAGACCCCCUCCUUUCCCCACUGCCUGCAGCCAGUGGCUUCUCGGGUGAAGGCUCCCCAACGACACCCCUUCCCAGAAGCUCUCCGAGGACCCUUUUCCCAGUUUCGGUAUGAACCUCCUCCAGGAGACCUAGAUGGGUUCCCUGGGGUCUUCGAAGGAGGGGGGUCUAGGAAACGGAAGAGCAUGCCCACCAAGAUGCCCUAUAACCACCCUACAGAAGAAGCCAGCCUCGCCCUCCACUCCGAGGAGAACAAAAACCGCGGCCUUCCCGACCUCCCUUUGCUGUUCCCGCAGCCCCCGCGCCCAAAGUAUGACUCUCAGAUGAUCGACCUGUGCAACGCAGGCUUCCAGUUCUACCGCAGCCUGGGACACCUGGGGGCCAAGCCCGUCAAGCAGGAGCCCAUUAAGCCCAGCGCCAUGUGGCCCCAGCCGACGCCCGCUCCAUUCCUGCCCGCGCCCUACCCCUACUACCCCAAACUCCACCCGGGCCUCAUGUUCCCCUUCUUCGUGCCCUCGUCCUCGCCCUUCCCCUUCGGCCGGCACGCCUUCCUGCCCAAGCAGCCCCCGGAACCUCUGCUGCCCCGGAAAGCCGAGCCCCAGGAGAGCGAGGAGACCAAGCAGAAAGUGGAGAGGGUGGAUGUGAACGUGCAGAUCGACGACAGCUACUACGUGGACGUGGGCGGCGCGCAGAAGCGCUGGCAGUGCCCCACCUGCGAGAAGUCCUACACCUCCAAGUACAACCUGGUCACCCACAUCCUGGGCCACAGCGGGAUCAAGCCGCACGCGUGCACGCACUGUGGGAAGCUCUUCAAGCAGCUCAGCCACCUGCACACCCACAUGCUGACCCACCAGGGCACGCGGCCCCACAAGUGCCAGGUGUGCCACAAGGCCUUCACCCAGACCAGCCACCUGAAGCGCCACAUGAUGCAGCACAGCGAGGUGAAGCCGCACAACUGCCGCGUGUGCGGCCGCGGCUUCGCCUACCCCAGCGAGCUCAAGGCCCACGAGGCCAAGCACGCCAGCGGGCGCGAGAACAUCUGUGUGGAGUGCGGCCUCGACUUCCCCACCCUGGCCCAGCUGAAGAGACACCUCACCACGCACCGGGGCCCCAUCCAGUACAACUGCUCCGAGUGCGACAAGACCUUCCAGUACCCGAGCCAGCUGCAGAACCACAUGAUGAAGCACAAGGACAUCCGGCCCUACAUCUGCUCCGAGUGCGGCAUGGAGUUCGUGCAGCCGCACCACCUCAAGCAGCACUCGCUCACCCACAAGGGUGUGAAGGAGCACAAGUGUGGGAUUUGCGGGCGGGAGUUCACCCUGCUGGCCAACAUGAAGCGACACGUGCUGAUCCACACCAACAUCCGUGCCUACCAGUGUCACCUCUGCUACAAGAGCUUCGUCCAGAAGCAGACCCUAAAGGCACACAUGAUCGUCCACUCUGACGUGAAGCCUUUCAAAUGCAAGCUAUGCGGGAAGGAAUUCAACCGGAUGCACAACCUGAUGGGCCACAUGCACCUGCACUCGGACAGCAAACCCUUCAAGUGCCUCUAUUGCCCGAGCAAAUUCACCCUGAAGGGGAACCUGACGCGCCACAUGAAAGUCAAGCACGGAGUCAUGGAGCGGGGCCUUCAUUCCCAAGGUCUGGGAAGGGGGAGAAUCGCCCUGGCACAGACAGCCGGCGUCCUGAGGAGUCUGGAGCAAGAGGAGCCCUUUGACCUCUCUCAGAAGCGCCGUGUCCAGGGGCCCGUGUUCCAAUCAGACGGGGAGAGUGCCCGGGGCAGCCCCUGCCACGAGGAGGAAGAGGAGGACAACUGCUACGAGGUGGCGCCCUGCAGCCCCAGCCUGGCCCCGCAGAGCCAGGCGCUCUGCGCGCCCGAGGAUCUGUCCACCAAGCCCGAGCACGCCCCCGAGGUGCUGGAGGAAGCCUGCAAAGAGAAGGAGGAAGUCUCCAAGGAGGAAUGGGAGGAGAGGAGCAAGGGCGACCUCGGGCCAGAGGGCGGCCAGGAGAGAGAUUGUGCCGGCAGAGAGGAGUGUCUCAGCCUCGGGGCUUUUCCGAGCACCCGGCGGGGCCCCUCUUUUUCCGAUUACUUAUACUUCAAGCACAGAGAUGAGAGUUUGAAAGAAUUACUGGAGAGGAAAAUGGAAAAACAAGCAAUGCUUUUAGGUGUCUAAGUGGACAGUUUUAAAAUUACAUUUGGAAAAUGAGAACGAGGCAGUUCAACUAUAGCCUUCUGCAUGAACUGUCAUUUUCUGGGGACUGGUGAAUAGGACCAAUCUCUGCAAAUGGCUUAGACUAAAUGAGCAGGGAUGUAGGUAAUGUAAAGGCUUCUCAGGUCAUUCACCGGGCUGUGAUGCCUUUCACACAUGUACAGGGUCUUCUUCAGUGGUAUUUUAUGUAUCGCCAGUAUAAUAAACUGUGCAUGUUCUUUUAGAUACCUAAUUAUAAGUUGAUGCCGAGGUGCUUUUUAGAAUUCUGUUUUCAUUUGAUUAAUAUGCAAUACAUGGUAAAUUUCUAAUUGCAAAAAUAUGGUGCUUGAGGUGUCACCUUAUGAAUAACUGUUUAGGUGAAUUCGUGAAGGUUAUAAUAUUUUCCAGAUAGAUGAAAAUAUUAGUAGUUGUAUAUAUAAAUGUAGCCUUUAUUCUAUAACCAAGAAUGUCAGAAAUGGCAUGGGAGGAUGAGCUAUUGAAGAGAAUGCUCUCAAGCAGUUGCUGCAGAUAUAAGGUAAAAUUUCAGAAGAAUAAUUUUUGACUAAGGGAAAUGGGCGAUACUUAGAUUCCUGCUUAGAAUACUUAAGAUUCUCUUGUUCUGUGUCUGCUGUCUUCGUCAGACUGGGCAUUUGGAGCAUUUUUUUCAAGAUGAUCUGAUGAUGUUCAGAGUCCUGUCUCCUCCGAUAAGCCCCCACUUCUUGAGCAGAGCUCCCUCCUGGAGACCAUUGCUGUCUGGCUCUGAGGUCUCAUGCCCCGGAAGACAGAUGCAGGGGUCAGGCGUGGUGAUUCAUGCCUGUAACCCCAGCACUUUGGUAGUUCGAGGCAGGCGGAUCACUUGAUGUCAGGCGUUUGAGACCAACCUGGCCAACAUGGUGAAGCUCCAUCUCUACUGAAAAUACAAAAAGUAGCUGGGCAUGGUGGCAGGUACCUGUAGUCCCAGCUACUCAGGAGGCUGAGAAAGGAGAAUUGCUUGAACCCAGGAGGCAGACGUUGCAGUGAGCUGAGAUCGCACCACCUCACUAUAACCUAAGUGACAGAAUGAGACUCUGCCUCAA